This is a messenger RNA of Tetrapisispora phaffii CBS 4417, 1719 nucleotides long. It is a transcript of the gene GAS1, whose product is annotated as 1,3-beta-glucanosyltransferase GAS1. Gene Ontology annotation, cellular component: fungal-type cell wall; cytoplasm. The record is from RefSeq and is a predicted model, not a curated record. Gene Ontology annotation, molecular function: 1,3-beta-glucanosyltransferase activity. Bases 1 to 1719 code for a protein of 572 amino acids. Gene Ontology annotation, biological process: fungal-type cell wall (1->3)-beta-D-glucan biosynthetic process. NCBI's taxonomy places the organism in Eukaryota, Fungi, Ascomycota, Saccharomycetes, Saccharomycetales, Saccharomycetaceae. The transcript has a single exon.
AUGCUAUUUAGAAAGUUUACUUCCGUCGCUUUGGCUGCUCUGUGUGCUACCUUCACAGCUGCUGACGACUUACCAGCUAUUGAAAUUGUCGGCAACAAAUUUUUCUUCUCUAACAAUGGUUCUCAAUUUUACAUGAAAGGUGUUGCUUAUCAACAAGAUACCGCCAAUGUCACUGGUGGUUCUACUAUCCAAGAUCCUUUAGCUGACUUCGAAUCUUGUUCUAGAGAUAUCCCAUACUUACAAGCUAUUGACACUAACGUCAUCAGAGUUUACGCUGUAAACGUUUCUCUAGACCACUCCCAAUGUAUGCAAGCUUUGAACGAUGCUGGUAUUUACGUCAUUGCUGAUUUAUCUGCUCCAGCUGAUUCUAUUGACAGAAGUGACCCAUCUUGGACUGUCGACUUAUUCGCAAGAUACAAGUCUGCUGUAGAUGUUUUUGCCAACUACACCAACGUCUUAGGUUUCUUUGCUGGUAACGAAGUUACCAACGAUAACACUAAUACCGAUGCUUCUGCUUUCGUUAAGGCCGCCAUCAGAGAUACCAAAAAAUAUAUUUCCGACCAAGGUUACAGAUCCAUUCCAGUUGGUUACUCUUCUAACGAUGAUUCUAAAACCAGAGUAUCCAUUGCUGAUUACUUUGUGUGUGGUGAUGACGAUGUCAGGGCUGAUUUCUAUGGUAUUAACAUGUACGAAUGGUGUGGUCAAUCUACUUUCGAAAAAUCUGGUUACGCUGACAGAACUAAAGACUUCGCUAAUAUUACUGUUCCAGUUUUCUUCUCUGAAUAUGGUUGUAACGAAGUUUCUCCAAGACAAUUCACAGAAGUUCAGGCUUUAUACGGUCCUAAUAUGACUGAUGUCUGGUCCGGUGGUAUUGUUUACUUAUACUUCCAAGAAACUAACAACUACGGUUUAAUCUCCAUCGACAGUAACAGUGACGUUAGUACUUUGAAGGAUUACUCUUACUACUCUCAAGAAAUUCACAGCAUUAGCCCAUCAAGUGUUCAAUCUUCUACUUACACACCAAGCUCUACCAGUUUGUCUUGUCCAGCUACUGGCGUCAACUGGAAGGCUGUCACCUCAUUACCACCAACUCCAAACCAAGACUUAUGUUCUUGUAUGGAUGCUGCUGCAGCUUGUGUUGUUGAUGACAGUGUUGAUGAAGAUGACUACGAAAAAUUAUUUUCCUAUAUCUGUGGUGUUAUUGACUGUAGCGGUAUCACCGCUAAUGGUACCACCGGUGAAUAUGGUGCUUACUCUUUCUGUUCCUCUAAAGAGCAAAUUAAUUUCGUAUUGAACUAUUACUACGAAUACAACGGUUCUAAGUCAUCGAACUGCGACUUCAGUGGUUCUGCUACUUUAAGAAGUGCUACUACUCAAUCUGGUUGUUCUUCAGCUUUAUCUGCUGUCGGAACUGCAGGUGCUAACAUUUUCAGUGGAGACGUUACCUUCUCUUCCUCUGGUUCGGCUUCUGGUUCAUCUACUAGUUCUUCAUCUUCUGGCAAAUCUAGUUCAUCAGGCAAGUCAUCAUCCGGCAAGUCAUCAUCCGGCAAGUCAUCAUCCGGCAAGUCAUCAUCUAAAAGCUCCUCCAGUUCUAGUGCCAGCAGUACAUCUUCUAAAUCUGCUGCCCCAUCAUCUUCCAAGAUCAACUUCGCUCAUGUUAUCUUAUCCUCAAUCGCUACCAUUGCCGUUGCUGCUGGUUUCGGUUUAGUUAUGGCUUAA